AUGUUGCCCCUGUUACAGACUUAUAGAUGGAAUAUUCGAUUCACCCUGGAAAGUUAUAUUAGUCUCAAUCUCCAGCAUGACAAUCUCCUCCCUGUACGCUUCCCAAGCUCAAUGGGUGUUUAUGGUCUUACGACAUACCUCCGCGAGAAAAAACGAUUAUUAUCAACUAGCAUUGAACUUACCGCCAGUUCUUCCACAAAAAACCCAACUUCAAUUGUGGUAGAUGGUUGGUCGUUUAUCUACGAUGUGCACGACCACUCGAAUCUUCCUUGGGUAUACGGUGGAGAGUACUCUGAAUUUGCAAACCUAGUAACGGCUGUCGUUGAAGCUUGGAUCAAGGUAGGACUCAAGAUUUACAUUGUUUUUGAUGGUGCACACCCCGAACUGAAGUUUCCGACAAUCAUUUCACGUUUAAGUGAAUCGCACGUUCGACCAUCGUUGCUCUUCUUUCGCACCUCCCCCGCAGCUCGUGCAACAUCUCGAUCGCUUCAUGAAACCUGCAUCAUACCUCCGCUGUUAUAUGCAACAUGCAUCAAUGCCCUCGAAAACCUUCGUAGUACAAACGAUGCCCUAGAACUUCACUUUGCCGACGAGGAAGGUGACCCUUACGCUGUGGAAUUGGCGGGCCGGGUGGGCGGCUACGUCGUUGGAAACGACUCUGACUUCGUCAUCCUCCACACGGAAGGAUACCUUGGGUAUAUACCACUGGCCGAAAUGACGUGGCAAGCAUCUGGGUUGGAUGAUAUCCCAACUCUUGAAGACGAAGAUGCUGAAUUCCAAACUGUUAGGAAAAAAUCUAAACGCAGGCCUACGAACAGUUCCACGGCGGGCAAAGGACUCUUACCGCCGGACACGGACGAAGAAUUGAUCCUAUCUUUCAUCACAUACAAUCCGGUGACGUUGGCGGACCAUUUCAAGCUGCCCGUAACUCUCCUGCCCUUGCUGGGUGCUUUCGUGGGCAAUGAUUACUCAAAACAAACAGAGUCACAUCGCCGCAAUAUUCAAUCACUUUUCUUCGAUAAGAAACUCUCUUCGUCUCAGCGGAUUGAUCAUACCGCCGCUGUAAUGCGUGCAGUACUAUCUCCUGCCACUCCAAAACGCAAGUCGGCACACCCAGUUGGCAGCCCCAUGGACCUCAUCGAUAGAACAGUCACCGCACUUUUGAGUCGAUUGACUAAUGCAUUGGGAUCAGGAGAAAUCGAUUCCAUCAUUGAGAAGGUCGUGGAAGCAACACUCCGAUACGCAUUGCUCAAAUACUCUGGUGAUAUACCGGGAAAGGAUGGGCUAUGGCGUUCAGGCAUUUGCGCCCUGCACCCUCCCGAGUCCUGUCGAAUCUUACCCAUGUUCUCCCAAAAGGUCAUUACUCAACAUCAGGAUUCAGGGCAGGAGGAUGCAUCGUUAUUCGCAAUCCGUGAAAAAUAUCUUCAGUCAUACCGAAGUGGUCUUUUCUCGCCCAAAAACAUGGACGUCCUAAGUACGGGGACUUUUUGGCCCAGGCUUUUUCUUGAAAAUCCAGACUUAGAGACAGUUGGCCGGAGCAUUGGACGACCAAUCCACAUUUGGGUAUAUGCUAUCCUAAACGACGCUGUCGGAUUACCUGAUGACAUAGAUGACGAGGACGAGGAUGAGGAUGAGCUCAUUGAUGUCGUGGAAUCUGACGGAGAGGGCACAGACGGGGCGGAUUACCUUGCUCCCCUCAAAGGUGAACUACGACGCCUUCACACCUCAGAAGAUGAAGCUACGGAACCACCAGCUUCUAUAGCGUCAUCUGGUCGCCCCAAUCGAUCCCGUCCUGCUGUGGUGACAGAGUAUCUAAGGCGAGGAGUUCGAAUCGCUGAAGAGCUGGUCGAAGUGGUGCCUCUGCAUGAUCUUUUGCCAGGAAUAUCACUCUCUAGUUUUGCUUCCAUUGACGCUCCUCCUCUGCUGUUAAGAUCGCAGGACGAUCGAUUGACCGUUUUCCUCCGUGCUGUGGAUUGCGAUAUACCAUCCAUUCGAGGGCUGUCUUCUCAGCACCUCGUUCCGGUUCUUGCUGUCCGUUGGAUCGCCCGCACUCUCAGUCGUCGCGCUCAAGAAACGGGUAGCAAGGAACAUGCAAAAGAAAAAUGGACAAUGAAUGAAGCCCGCUGCUUCCUCGCCUCUUUUGCAUGGUCAACUGCCCGUGAAUCUGAUAAUCAGCGAGAGCCCCCACCCAUCGUUGAUCGCCAUGUCCAACUCAUGGCACAAUACCUCAUGGCUUUGGAAACCAUCAGCCAGCUAUCAGAAGUCCUUCUUCUUACGGAACGAGCACCCUCCACAGCUCACCUCUUUUCAGGGAAAUUGUGUCAUGAGUUUUUGACGCAGACACACCCUUUGGAAGAUGCUGUCAUCUCAAGUUCUCUUUGGGCCGUUGCUACUGAGGGUUUAUCAGAUGACUAUCAAGAGGAGCGCCCCAAGAAGGCGAAGAAAACGAAGAAAGAGAGAGGGCCUGCACUGCCGUCAUCCGCGAAGCCAACUACGGGUACAAGCUUGUUCGCGUUGUUGGGAGAUCAAGAGGCCUGA
Molecule: messenger RNA, 2538 nt
Organism: Laccaria bicolor S238N-H82
Lineage: Eukaryota; Fungi; Basidiomycota; Agaricomycetes; Agaricales; Hydnangiaceae
Exons: 3
Coding region: 1-2538 (845 amino acids)
Source: RefSeq, a predicted model, not a curated record